Molecule: messenger RNA, 6318 nt
Organism: Microplitis demolitor
Lineage: Eukaryota; Metazoa; Arthropoda; Insecta; Hymenoptera; Braconidae
Gene: Ubr1
Product: E3 ubiquitin-protein ligase UBR2
Exons: 2
Coding region: 235-5631 (1798 amino acids)
Biological process (GO): ubiquitin-dependent protein catabolic process via the N-end rule pathway; protein ubiquitination
Cellular component (GO): cytoplasm; ubiquitin ligase complex
Molecular function (GO): ubiquitin protein ligase activity; zinc ion binding
Source: RefSeq, a predicted model, not a curated record
UAUAUUGAAUGUAAUACGUAUUUUUGCGUAUUUUGUAAGUAGAGCCAUUUUGCGAGUCGUAUAAAGCAGCUGUGUGAUACUUUUCACGUCCUUUACAUUUAGGAAUGUCAAAUAAUAAUAAUAUAAAUUUUUGAUUGACAAAAUAAAUACGACAUAACGUGUUGAGCGAGUGUUGGCUCGCAACAUAUUUAUUGUACGCAGUUACAGCUUUCGCGGGUACAAUAAAUAAUUAAAAUGAGUAACGAUAACAUCCAACUACUGAUAAAUGAAAAUGAAGAGAUGGAUGACGUUGAACUUUCACCUGUUCUACGAGUCUUUCCAAAUUCAAAUAAACCAUGUGUCAAUGUAUGGAUGGACAAGAUGACCAACGGAUCAUUGACAUCAGCGGACUUUAAAGAACACUGGCGGAUUUGGGUUCCCAAAAUUUACAGUCCUGAGUUGAAUGGAAAUUGCCUGACAUGGAGCUUCAACGAGAGCUUGGCACAAAAAAUGUUAUACAAUACCCUGGAGGAAUUUAUCUGCAAUGGAGAUCCUCGUGAGGUGAUAGAGCAGCUUCGUAAGAUGGACAAGCCGCCGUCAGUGUGCGGUAAAUUUUUUAAAGUCGGUGAGCCGACUUACAUUUGUCGUGAAUGUGGAAUGGAUCCUACAUGCGUGCUCUGCGUGACGUGUUUCAAAGAAUCAGCUCAUCAGAAUCAUAAAUACAAAAUUGGUACAUCUGGGGGCGGCGGAUGUUGCGACUGCGGUGAUCCAGAAGCUUGGAAAAAAGAUCCAUUUUGUAACAUACAUCUCGCUGGUAUUCAGUACAAAGAAUUAUCUGGUAAUAAGUUGCCUGAAGACAUUACCGAGAGAGCGACAAUAACAUUUGAAUCUGUAUUAAAAUAUUGCUAUGAAUUAUUGUCACUAGAUCAUAAUCCGAAUUUACCACCGGAUUUAAGUCUCACAGUAACAAAUGAAGAUCCACUUUCUUUAAUUAGUUCGAAUGGUAAUUAUUGUACUGUUUUAUUUAACGAUGAAACUCAUACAUUUGAACAAGUGAUAAGUACUCUGGUGCGAGUUCUCAAAUGUUCACAAAAAGAAGCCAUUGAAUUUGUAACAAAUAUCGACAGAAACGGCCGCGCUGUUGUUAAAUGCUCGGAUUUUGGACACUGUAGUGAAUUAAAAUCUGAAAUUGAACGAUUUACAUUAAGACUCAACAGCCAACCAUUAAAAGUUCACGUUGUUCAUGCCCACGUUAUAGCGCAUCAAAUAUUUGCAAUGAAACUUCUUGAUUGGUUGCAACAAUUUAUGAAUCACUGCGAAGGAUUUAGAAUUAUUUUCAGUGAUGUUGCAUUAAACACUAAAUUACCAGAUGUCUCAAUUGUCCAGGGAAUAUUAAAUCGAGACUCACAGCUUUGGAAAGCUGCUAGAACUGCUUGGCAUCGACUUUUCAUAUCCGGAAUGCUGAUGGAAUACGAGAGUAAAAAAGCACUUGCUAUAAUAUUUACUAAAAAUUAUGGUGACGUUAUGAAAGAAUUUAUUCGUGAUGAUCAUGAUCAUUCAUUUUCCAUAUCAUCGUUAUCAGUACAAUUAUUUACAGUACCGACUUUAGCUCAUCUGCUAAUUGCCCAUCACGACGCGUUAUUUAUUCUCAUAAAUACAUUCAUGUCAGAAAGCUCACGUCGUUGUAAUCCAGCUGGUAAACUUGAAUUUGAAAGAAAUGUACCCAAUACAUCAUUCAAAAGAGCUCAAUAUAUUUUGUGUGACCUUGCGUAUUUACUGAGCUCGAAGCCUGACACGUGGACUGAUGAACUGCGCAAAGGUUUCAUUCACGGAGUUUCAUUUUUACUGACAUUACUUUGGAGUAUGCAGCUGAUGAACUCUGUGCUGCGACAAGUGAGCCAGCAUAUGGAAUACGAACCCGAAUGGGAGUCAGCAUUCAAUCUCCAUAUCAAAUUGUCACCGGUAAUAAGUCUCACCCUCGAAUGGUGUGGGUCUGAUAGGACAGUUUUAAUAAAAACCUUCCGUCAAGUUCUCAAAAAAUUAGCCGAAAGAUCUGAAAAUGAACCAUCGCCACCCAGAAUACUGCGUGAGUUAGCAGAUCAUUCCGCUUCGUGCAUCCAAUAUGAUGUUUCAUCUGAGCCAGUGUCUAUUCAUUUGCCAAUAUCACGAUUUCUCGCCGGUCUAUUUCUUUAUUUGGAGAAAUACGAUUUACAUUUUCAGAGCAGCGAAAUAAUGAUACAAAAUCGUUUGACACCAGAGCAAAUAAUAGAGCCUGUACUGAGAACUCAAGCAAUGAUUGCACAAGUACACGCUGGAAUGUGGCGAAGAAAUGGUUACAGUUUAUUAAAUCAAUUGUAUUUUUAUCACAACGUACGUUGUCGCACUGAAAUGCUUGAUCGUGAUAUUAAUUUACUACAAGUUGGCGCAUCAUUGAUUGAAAGCAAUGAAUUUUUAAUUCACAUUCUCAAUAAAUUUAAUCUUAUGAACUGGGCAGACCCUGAUUUUGAAACCAACACUUUAAAGAAUCCAGAAGAAGAUAGUAUAAGACAAACGAUAAAUCUUGUGGAAGAAUUUCUUGGGUUAUUGAUAACAAUAAUUGGGGAGAGACAUGUCCCAGGUGUAGGUCGCGUUACUGCUGAUGACAGAUUGAAGAAAGAAAUAAUACAGCAGCUUUGUAUCAAACCAAUGUCACAUUCAGAGCUGAAUAAGACGUUACCUGACGGUGUCCAUUAUGAAACAGGUUUAGAACGAGUUAUCAAUGAUGUAGCAGACUUCAAAAAACCAUUGCAGAAUUCAGCUGGUAAAAGAUUGUAUGAAUUAAAGUCACAUUUGUAUGCUGAGUACAAUGUCUUCUUUUAUCAUUACACUAAAGAAGAACUGAGUAAAUCAGAAGAAGCACAACGCAAACGUCGAAAGGCGAUGGGUGAACUAGAGUGUUGUCCACCACCGCAAUUACCAAGACUCACUGAAUCAUUUAGUUUAGUUGCUAAUUUAUUACAGUGCGAUGUAAUGCUUCAUAUAAUGCAGACAGUACUUGAACGCGCGCGUAAUUUACGAGCAAGAAGUUUUUCCGAACCUCAAAUUCACAAAAUAAUUCAUUUAAUUGGAUAUGCUCUGCAGGAACAAAUAACUGGUUAUUAUCCAUUUCUUAUUUUUACAGAACGCGCUGCUAAAAAAAAUAUAUAUAAUUUAUUAGAAGAGUUAUUAAAUAGUCCUCGUAUUGAUGCACACAAAGAUUUAUUAACUUGGGUACUAGAAAAGUAUCGUCAAGCAGCUGGCAGUACUAUUGCACAGGUUGAGGUUCCUGCUGACAGCAGCCAGGCAGCAGAGCCAUCGGCGUCUGAAAAAGAUCCAGCUAAAAACAGCAAAGAAUGGAGAACACAAAUGGCUGCACAAAAACGCGCUAAAGUGAUGGCCCAAAUAGCAGCAAUGCAGAAACAUUUUAUGAAAAAAAAUGCAAAGUUAUUUGAAGAAACAGUUUUGGAUGUCAAUAAUAAAACCAGCGAACGCGGAUCAUCAAUGGAUUUAUCAGAGUCGCUCGAGCAGUCGCCAGUUGCUGUCGGGCCUAAACAGACUGCCCGUCUUGCUGAGGAAAAAACUUACACUUGUAUUCUUUGUCAAGAAGAUCAAAGUGUAAGUAUUACUGGUGACGCUAUGGUACUCGCUGCGUUUGUCCAACAGUCAACUGUACUCUGUCAGUCACGUGACGACAUCAAUGAAACAAAUCCAUUGUAUUUAUCAUCAAGACUCGGUGCCUCACCGCAUACAAGUACUUGCGGACAUGUAAUGCACGCGUACUGUUGGCAAACGUAUUUUGAUAACGUACUUGCUAAGGAAAAUCGACGGCCGUAUCGACUAAGACAGCCGGCAAGUUUCGAUGUUGAAAAACAAGAGUAUUUAUGCCCACUUUGCGAGUGUCUCAGCAAUACUGUAUUACCAUUACUACCGUCCUUAGCAUUACUUCACCCUACGAAAGCCAAUCGUAUAAAUAUUGAUUUUGAAACUUGGCUGGAUGCGAUUAAAAUUACUCUAAAUUGUCGGGAAAAAACUAAUAUCACAGAAAUAACAGAUCUGUCAAUGGAAAAUAAUCACGAGUCGAUUUGCCGCUACUGCAAAGAUUCAUCAAACUUUCAACAUACAACAGACGACGGUUCAUCAAAACUUGAAAACUUGGCUUGUCCUAUUCGCAAAAUAUACAAAGAAAUGGGCAAAGAAGUUGCAGCAGCUUUCGAACUUAAAAGUCCCGAGCCCGAAAUACGUCUGUCAGAUCAUUUGAUAUCGAUGAUACAUUUGUUUGCUCAGACGACCUACACCAAAGGAUUGGGCGUUGACCCACAUGAAGAAGACUCACGUGUACCCUUCCUUGCUUUUAAAUCAACGGCUUACACAAUUCACGCCAUUGAAUUCAUGUUACGUGAUUCAGAAAAACCGCUGCUAGGAUCAUUGCCAUCAAGAUUAAGAGACAGUCUCGAUUGUCUCGCUAGAAUAUCUGCUAUUCUUGGCCACACAUGGUCACCUUACGGCGAUAACGGACGGCGAAGAGAUUUCGGAAAUCAAGCGCUCACUUUACUGUCAUUGCUUAUAGAGAACCCACACAGUGACAGCUGUUUCACAGAGUGGGAUCCGUUUGGAAUUCUCGUACCCUUGCUCGUGACAUUUCCCAGCCUGUUUGCUAUAAAUCCUGACCGAUCACCACCAAUAAUAACCGGUGAUAACCACGAAGCUCAUUUACUAAAACUCGUUUUCUUAUCACUUGUUACUAAAAUAGUAGCGACAAGUGAAUUUGAAAAUAACCAAGCGAUGGACGUUGACUUUCAUGAGGAACCAAAUGAAGAAAAUAAUGAAAAUUGUGAUGCUCUAUUAGCUCUAAUGGAUGCUAUCAAUAUCAAAACUGGUAGUUUGACUCUAAAUGAAAUUUGGAAAAAAGUUAAAGACUCAAGUCUACCAUUUUUACGUUGCUGCGCGCUAUACUUUAAUUACAUAACAGACGUACCUGCUCCAGUAGAGCUUACCAAUAAAGGCGGUGAUAUCUAUGAAAAUAUUUGCGCUUAUCUCGGGUUACCAACAACCUGCGAUGGUCUACUAAAUUCUGAAAGUGUGCGUACACUCGCUAAAAAAUGGAUGGAACAUCCGCGCACUAAAUUACCAGUUAAAGUUAAAGAGCCGCUUAAAGUAAAUAGUCUUGUUGAUUUACCUGAGGAUUACAGUGAACUUAUAAAUACCGUGUCGCUGUUCACAUGCCCGACAAGUGACCGUGAAGAUUCACGUAAUCCGACAAUGUGUCUUGUCUGCGGAGAGAUGUUGUGCUCACAAAGUUACUGCUGCCAAUCAGAAUUAAAUAAAACAACUGUUGGUGCAUGUAAUUAUCAUGCGAGUAUAUGCGGAGCUGGGGUUGGAGUAUUUUUGCGGGUACGUGAAUGUGAAAUUUUGUUUUUACGGAGUCCCAAUAGAGGUGCGUUCACGUGCCCGCCGUAUCUUGAUGAGUAUGGAGAAACUGACCAAGGACUUAGACGGGGAAAUCCUCUUAAAUUAUGCAAAAAUAAAUACAAACAGUUGAAUCAAAUGUGGUUGGGACACGGACUUCAUGAAGCCAUUGCUAGAGCACUUGAAUCCUCGAGUAAUCUUAUAUCCACUCAAUGGCAACAUUUAUAACCACUUAAGAAUAAUUUAUUGAUAAAUAAUAAAUAAUCGUCGAUUGGUUAGAAAUAACUCAAAAAAUAAAAAGAAAAAUUAACGGAGUGUGAAUGAAAAUUUGCAUGGUAAAAAAUUUAAAGGUGUUACAUGCAAGUAGUCUGAUUAUAUUAGUUCAUGCUGAUGUAAAGUAGCAUGCAAAAAAUAAUAAACGUAAGGUAUUUCUACUUUUAAUUUUUCUUUUAUCAUUUUUUCGAAACGUUUAAUUACUAUUUAUUAUAUCUACUAGGGUGGUAGUUAAAAAUUAAAUUUUCUCAGGCGCCUGAUAAAAAGCUUAUUUUUAGUGAAAAAAUACCUGGGGAAUUUGGUUUUUUCUUUUUAAGUAAAAAGAACACGUGCCAGGACGAUCGGAGUACAUUUUUCGAUACAAUUGCGUUUUUUUUAAAUAUCUCAUGAAAUAUGCAGAUUAAAGGAAAAAAUCAUAGGAACAAUUUUGUAGGAAAUUAAAUUCUUGACAAAAAAUGUCAUUUUCAUUUUUUUUUUUUAUAAAAUGUGUAUUUACGAAGAUAUUUUGAAAAACUUUUUUUAGAUCUUUGAAUUAAGCGGCUUAAUAUUACAAAUUUUGAAAAUAAUAUUUUUUUAAUUAUAUAGAAACUAUAACAAGCAUUUUUGAUUGAUAUGUUACGAGUUAGAAUGUUGUCUAUAUUA